Pieris macdunnoughi is the source of this 339-nucleotide messenger RNA. The record is from the annotation of a GenBank genome assembly. Lineage: Eukaryota; Metazoa; Arthropoda; Insecta; Lepidoptera; Pieridae.
AUGCCUAAAGCCUAUGAGUUCGGCUAUUCCGUGAAGGACGCGGCAACGGGAAACGAUUAUGACCGACGGGAGAUGUCAGACGGCAAUGAAGUGCGGGGCGAAUAUAGGGUGCAGUUACCCGAUGGAAGGACUCAGAUAGUAUCAUAUCACGCGGAUUGGCAAACCGGCUUCCACGCUGAUGUUAGGUAUGAGGGAGAGGCGCACUACCCAGAAAAUAAUAAUUUAGGUUACAACACCGGUUACAACUAUAACACACCGGAUUACUCUGGUUCUCUCAGCGGUUUCCAUGGCAACCAGCAGUUACCGAAGCCAUCGUACGGGCCACCUUCAUUUCAUUGA